Molecule: messenger RNA, 339 nt
Organism: Colletotrichum spaethianum
Lineage: Eukaryota; Fungi; Ascomycota; Sordariomycetes; Glomerellales; Glomerellaceae
Exons: 3
Coding region: 1-339 (112 amino acids)
Source: RefSeq, a predicted model, not a curated record
AUGCAGCUUUCUAUCGCCAAGGUCGCCUCCAUCUUUUUCUUCCUCUCCGUCGCUUCUGCCGACUUGCACGACAGCUGCACUUGCCACAACGGUGACAGCUAUAACUGGCGCAUCACCACCAAGGCUUGCGAGCUUUACUCCUCCAAGAACUACAAGUGGGGCAAAGGCACCUACGACACCCCCUCCGGACGCUGCGUCAAGAGCACCGACACUGACCAGAUUGCUGGCAAUGAGUGGGAGGCCGCCUGCCGCGAGAUUGCCACCACCGGCUUCGCGUGCGCCGACGGCCAGGGCCUGCGCUGCAACGCUCCCUCUGAUGAAGUCAAGGGCAGCUGCUAA